Protopolystoma xenopodis is the source of this 471-nucleotide messenger RNA. NCBI's taxonomy places the organism in Eukaryota, Metazoa, Platyhelminthes, Monogenea, Polystomatidea, Polystomatidae. The record is from the annotation of a GenBank genome assembly.
AUGUUUAGCGAAAACUUUGCAUACUGUUUAAGCUUGCUCAUAUGCGUGGUCCAUGAGACCGAGGAUUUGUUGCUUUCUUCUGAGUUUCUGAAGCCGCCCCCACUUACUUCUGUGCGUGGAGUUAUCUCACAGCCUGGUAUCGAAAAUGAUCUUAGUAACCUGUCCAGUAUUUCUUCCAAGCUGUUGUCGGAUGGAACAUUUUCGUCAUUUGAAUUCGAUGCUGAAACUAUAUUUCUCCGCCUCGAGGUGAGUCUGGCUUCAUCCCCAGCAGCAACGACGCGCGUUGCCUUAGGAGACCUAAGUCUAGUUGAAAACUCCGGUGACUCUUCUUUUUCUCCUAAGAAAGUAUCACCUCAAGAAGACGAGGUUCAACAGGACAUGGACUUUAAACCGAAUAAGACGACAAAUCUAAAGUCCCUUCAAAAGCCUGCAACCGAAAUACAUCUCUUUCGAAUUCCCAGCUCUAGGUAG